CUUCCCAUUUCGCCUCCUCUGUGCCUCUGUUCCAGUCCAGAUCUGAAUCCCUCCAUCUGGUUGACUGUUGCUACAUCAGUCUCACAGGGUGAAGGCACUUGGCAGGGAUAAGAUUGUGAAACAUGGCUGAGGAUAAAAGCAAGAGAGAUUCCAUUGGAUUAAAAGCGAAGGAAGGCCAGACCAACAACGGGUUUGUACAAAAUGAAGACAUCCUGGAGACUGACCUGGACCCAAGCAGCCCAGCGGCUGGGCCACAGCACAACACCGUGGACAUCCUCGGCCCCGGGGAGCCCGACGUGAAGGAUGUCCGGCCCUACGCUGGGAUGCCCAAAGAGGUGCUAUUUCAGUUCUCCGGCCAGGCCCGCUACCGGAUACCGCGGGAGGUGCUCUUCGGGCUCACCGUGGCUUCCGUGCUCUUGCUCAUUGCGGCCACCAUAGCCAUCAUUGCCAUCUCUCCCAAGUGCCUGGACUGGUGGCAGGCGGGACCCAUGUACCAGAUCUACCCAAGGUCUUUCAGGGACAGCAACAAGGAUGGGGACGGAGAUCUGAAAGGUAUUCAAGAUAAAUUGGAUUACAUCACAACUUUAAAUAUAAAAACUGUUUGGAUUACUUCAUUUUAUAAAUCAUCCCUGAAAGACUUCCGACAUGCUGUUGAAGAUUUCCGAGAAAUUGAUCCCAUUUUUGGAACAAUGAAAGAUUUUGAGAAUCUGGUUGCAGCCAUACAUGAUAAAGGUUUAAAAUUAAUCAUCGAUUUCAUACCAAACCACACCAGUGAUAAACAUGCUUGGUUUCAAUGGAGUCGGAACCGGACAGGAAAAUAUACUGAUUAUUAUAUCUGGCAUGACUGUAACUAUGAAAAUGGCACAACCAUACCACCCAACAACUGGUUAAGUGUAUAUGGAAACUCCAGUUGGCACUUUGAUGAGGUACGAAAACAAUGCUAUUUUCAUCAGUUUAUGAAAGAGCAACCUGAUUUAAAUUUCCGUAAUCCUGAUGUUCAAGAAGAAAUAAAAGAAAUUAUACAGUUUUGGCUCUCAAAAGGUGUUGAUGGCUUUAGUUUCAAUGCUCUUCAAUAUCUUCUAGAAGCAAAGCAUCUGAGAGAUGAGGCCCAAGUGAAUAAGACCCAAAUCCCGGACACGGUCACUCACUACUCGCAGCUGCACCAUGACUUCACCACCACACAGGUGGGAAUGCACGACAUUGUCCGCAGCUUCCGGCAGACCAUGAAUCAAUACAGCAGGGAGCCAGGGCGAUACAGGUUCAUGGGGACUGAAGCCCAUGGAGAGAGCAUCACCGAGACCAUGGUGUACUAUGGGUUGCCUUUCAUCCAAGAAGCAGAUUUUCCCUUCAACAGUUACCUCAGUAAACUAGACAAGCCUUCUGGCAACAGUGUGUCUGAGGUUAUCACAUCCUGGCUGGAAAACAUGCCAGAAGGAAAAUGGCCUAAUUGGAUGACUGGUGGACCAGACAAUGUCCGGCUGACUUCUCGUCUGGGAGAGAAAUAUGUCAACGUCAUGAACAUGCUUGUUUUCACACUGCCUGGAACUCCCAUAACUUACUAUGGGGAAGAAAUUGGAAUGAGAAACAUUUUAGCUGCAAAUGUCAACGAAAACUAUGAUACUGGUACUCUUUUCUCAAAGUCACCAAUGCAGUGGGACAAUAGCUCAAAUGCUGGUUUUUCUGAAGGCAAUCAUACCUGGUUACCCACCGGUUCAGAUUACCAUACUGUGAAUGUUGAUGUCCAAAAGACUCAGCCCAGAUCAGCACUGAAGUUAUAUCAAGAAUUAAGCCUGCUUCAUGCCAAUGAGCUGCUCCUCAGCAGGGGGUGGUUUUGCUACUUGAGGAAUGACAACCAUUCUAUCAUGUACACAAGAGAGCUGGAUGGGAUAAACAAAGUCUUCCUCAUGGUUCUGAAUUUUGGAGAAUCAUCACUGCUAAAUCUAAAGGAAAUGAUUUCAAAUAUUCCCACAAGAGUGAGGAUAAGGUUAAGUACCAAUUCUGCCUACAGUGGCCGUGAAGUUGACACGCAUGCUGUCACACUGGCCAGUGGAGAAGGACUCAUCCUUGAAUACAACACUAGGAAUCUCCUUCAUCGUCAAACAGCUUUCAAAGAUAGAUGUUUUGUUUCCAACCGGGCAUGCUAUUCCAGGGUAUUAAACAUACUGUACAGCUUGUGUUAGGCACCUCUAUGAAAGAGAUGGAGACACUGGCAUUCCGUUCUAGUCUAAGCAUUUGCAGUAACUUCACAUAUAGCAGCAUGCUCUGGGUAAACUUUAUGAGUGGUCAUUAAUUCUUUUUUUUUUUUUUGGCUGCACCAUGUGGCAUGUAGGAUCCUAGUUCUCUGGCCCGGGAUCAAACCUGUGCCCCCUACACUGGGAGUGGAGACUUAACCACUGGACUUCCAGGGAAGUCCCGAAUGGCCAUUAAUUCUGAUAUAUUUCUGUAACUUGAGUGAAACUGCUUUAGGGAAGGUUCUUAAAUGUGUUUCAAGAAUAAUAAAAUGUUUAAAAGAAAAUGAUCACUUGCAGGUACUUGUAACUUUUUGAAAUAACAUCAAUAAAAGAUGAUCAGAGCA
Molecule: messenger RNA, 2575 nt
Organism: Capra hircus (goat)
Lineage: Eukaryota; Metazoa; Chordata; Mammalia; Artiodactyla; Bovidae
Gene: SLC3A1
Product: solute carrier family 3 member 1
Exons: 11
Coding region: 123-2180 (685 amino acids)
Biological process (GO): carbohydrate metabolic process; amino acid transport
Source: RefSeq, a predicted model, not a curated record